Molecule: messenger RNA, 4641 nt
Organism: Diplodia corticola
Lineage: Eukaryota; Fungi; Ascomycota; Dothideomycetes; Botryosphaeriales; Botryosphaeriaceae
Product: transcription factor protein
Exons: 3
Coding region: 1-4641 (1546 amino acids)
Biological process (GO): protein transport
Source: RefSeq, a predicted model, not a curated record
AUGGCCGCCUCCACCAACGGCCACGUCAAAAGGCCGGCAAAGAGCGCCAGCGACCUGACCGACCCAAAGGACAUGAACGGAACUGCCGCUCGCCAGUCGAAGCCCAAGCAGCAGCCGCCCAGGCGCCGCGGCUUCGCGCCAUGGCUCUUCAGCAACGCCGUCCGCGUGUCGGUGUGGUAUGUUAUCAUCACCAUGCUCUUCCGCUGUCCCAAGUCUCUCGACGACCUCUCCGACGACUCUCCUAAGCUGUGCAAACCCUACUUGACCGUGCAAUCACAUGCCGCCCCAUACGUCGAGCCAUACUACAACACCUACCUUGCUCCCCACGUCGAGAAGGCCCAGCCGUACCUCGACCGCUUCAACGAUCAGAUUUACACGCCCUCGGCCGAGUUUGCCAAGCACACCUACCAGGUUUAUGGCGCUCCUCGCGUCGCACAGGCCCAGGAAUUUGCUUCUGCCGAGUGGGAGAAGACGCUGAGACCUCGCCUCCAGUCGGCUCAGGGCCAAGCAAAGGCACAGUACGAUGCAGCUCUUGCCCCGCACGUUGACAAAUUCUCUGCCGCCGCUUCCCCUUACUACGAUCAAGCAUCCUCCAUCGUUGGUGAUACAUAUAACAGCAAGGUUGUCCCGGCAUACGAAGUUGUGCUCCCUCACGCACAGAAUGCCUACGAGCAAGGACGCCACUACGCCGUUGAUGUCGGCUACCCGUACGCUCGCUGGGGCGCUUCCUCGCUCGGAAACUUCGUGUUCCGUCAGGUCUGGCCGCAACUUCGGAUUCUUUACGGCGACAAUGUCGAGCCACAGCUCAUGAGAAUCAAGGAGAGGCUAGGCCGCUACAAGGAUGGCAAGAAGCUGGAGGCUGCAGUCGAAUCGGUCGACAGCUCUGUUUCAUCGUCCUCGGCGGCAUCCAGCACCUCGUCCAUCUCUUCCUCAGUCGCGGCUUCCGCUGCUGCUCACAUGUCCUCAAGCACCACUGCGAGCAGCUCUGUGGGAUCCGAUUCAAAGGAUUCCAAGAACGAGGACGUGCAUGAAAAGGUGGCCAAGGACCUCAGGACAUGGCAAGAGAAGUUCGCCAAGGCCGCGGAUAAGGGUGCUGAGGAUCUUGAAGAGCGAGUCAAGGAGAUAACUGCCCAUCAGAUUGACAGCCAAGCUCACGGCGUCGGCCAAGCUUUCCUGGUCCAGCUCGAGGAGACCGCCGAAUCGAAGCUCAAUGAUCUCAAGUCACAGAUCAAGAGCGCUGUCGAAGCACUUUCUGAGGAGGCAAACGAGGACGACAUCGAAGCUGCUUAUGGUGGCCUCAUGGGCGCAGUACGCGCCGCCGGCCAGGCCAUUAAGGAGAAGGCUCAAGCCAUUCGCUCGUGGAAACAGAACUACGACCAAGAAACUCAACACCUCAUUGUCUCAGCUACCGAGUCUACACUUGAGGUUAUCGACCACAUCAGAGACCUCGGCCUCCAAGAGAUUGGCAUGCGCUGGGCCUGGAUGGAGGGUGUUACCUACAAAGACUGGUCAAAAUACCACUCGUUGAAGAAGACGUUCGAUGAAUGGCGCCGGGAGGUCCAGGCUGUCGCUUACGAGCACCCUGAUAACAAGGUCGCAAAGGCAGAAGGCGUCAAGAUUGAAGAGACCGGUAUGGCCGUUGCUGAAGAAGCUGCAAAGGAAUUGGUCCGUUUGAAGGAUGUCGCUCGCUUCAAACUCUACACCCACGACAGCUCUGAUGACUUUGAGUCGACCGUCAUCCCCCCCUCGGCCAUUAACGCAGCUCGCAAGGUCAAAGAUGCAAUCCAGAAUGCCGCCAGCGAUGCUAGCGAGGCUGUUGCAGGAACUUCCCAAGGCACGGUUGAGUCGGCGGUUUCUGGGGCGUCGAGCAGUUUGGAAAGCGCCGCAUCUGCUGCCAGUGAAAACAUCAUCGGCACCGAACCUGGAGUCGCGGAACAGGCGGCUACCAAGGCCUCUGAGGCGGUCCUGGGAACCCAAGAUGCUACGGACAGCAUUUCUUCCGUUGCAAGUUCGAAGGCUUCCAAGGCCAGCUCAAGCGCUGGAGAAGCAGCACAGAGUGUUGUCUCGGCCGCCAAGUUCAAGAAAGAUCAGGCCAGUCAGGCUGUUCUUGGGUCACCGGCUCCUCCCCAUGAGUCGAUCGCAUCCAAAGCCAGUGAGGCCAUCAUUGGAUCCGAGACACCUGCGUACGAAUCGCUUGCUUCUCGGGCCAGUGAGGCAGCCGUUGGAUCUGAAACCCCUGCCUACGAGUCCAUCGCCUCCCAGGCUAGCGAAGCUGUCAUCGGGAGCUCUACUCCCGCUGCUGAGUCCAUAGCCUCGGAAGCGUCAUCCAGCACCGAGUCUUUGGCUUCUGAAGCAUCUGCAAGUAUCGAGUCAGCUUCUUCCGUUAUGUCUGAGGCCGGCGCUGAUGCCACGGAGUCCGUCAAGAAGGUGUGGGGCGGCGCCAUGGCUCAAGCCAUUGUUGAGGCGAAGCAGAUUGUUUUCGAGGAUGAGAUCGACGACUCCGAUGAUGACACAUACUCGGAGAAGGUUCAGAGUAUGGUCAGCGAGGCCGGUGACCGCGCUGCUGAGCUCACUCGGGCAAUCAGCGAGGCGAUCUUGAAGCCCACAUCGACACAGGGCUCCGUCGAGUCGGCCACUUCUCUGGCCAGCGAGCAGUAUGCCAAGGCUCUGGCGGCCGCUUCCAGCGUACUUUACGGUCCUGAGCAAGGUUCUGCCGAAAGCGUUGUCAGCGUUGCUUCCGACAAGUACGCUCAGGCUGUCACUGCGGCAUCGUACGCCAUCUAUGGCACUCCGACCCCAGUCGUCGAAUCGCUGCGCGCCCAGGCCAGCGCUCAGUACAAUUCUGCGCUUCUGCUUGCCAAGGAACAGUAUGAAGAAGCCAAGUCUGCUCUUUCUGCGAAGAUCUCUGGAACCCCGAAGCCCGCUCAUGAGCAGGCUCUUUCCUCUAUCAAUGAUGCCUACUCUUCCUCGGCCGCGGCUGCUAUUGCUAAGCUACAGAACGCUCUCAAGUACACCGACUCGGUCAAGAGUUACGCCGCAGGUCCGACGCAGGGUGCGUGGGAGUCUGUCUCUUCAAUUGCCUCUUCUAGACUUAACGAGGGACUGAGCGCAGCAUCUGCACAGCUCUCGAGUGCGAAGGUCGCUGUUGGAGCUCAGCCUACCCCGGUUCACCAGCAGUAUGUCGCGGAGGCUCAAAGGCGCUACUACGAAGGCAUUGGUCUUGCUCAUGCCCGCUACUCCGAGUUCCUCGAUGCCGCAUCCACGGCAGUGUACGGAUCUCCUACGCCUGCAUACCAGAGCUAUCUGAACGCCGCACAGAGUCAGUACACAGCUGCUGUCGGCGCUGCUUCGAGCCAUCUCCAAGAUUUGCUCGCUUCUGCCAGCUCCGUGGCCGGCCAGACCAGCAAGCCACCGGCACAAAGCGUCUUGGAUUCCGCGUCUUCCCAGUACGAUGCCGCCGUGUCCGCAGCUGCUGCCUCUUUCUCUGCUGCUUCGGCACAGGCAAGUAGUGCCAUUUACGGAACUUCAACGGGAGCUUUCGAGUCUGCCGCUUCGGCCGUUUCAGAGAAGGCCGAGUCCGUGGCUUCUGCAGCGAGUUCAGGUGUUGUGGGUUCGGAGACUCCCUGGACGGAGUCUGUUGCCUCGCAGGCCGCAGAGAACUGGGAAUCGUUGGUGGCUAGAGCCAGCGAACAGGUCUACGGCGCUCCUACCCCCUGGGCCGAGUCUGUCUACUCACAAGCUGGCGCUUAUGGGGCACAGGCCACUGAGGCCGCAGCAGCGCAGUAUGCGGCUGUCCAAUCUCUUGUGUCUGAGCUCGUUGUUGGCAAGGAGCCCGACUUCACUGAGAGCGUGAUGAGCCGCUUCCAAUCCGUGUAUCAGACCGGCUAUCCUGCGGUAGCAUCGUCUGCCUCGUCUUACGCAAGCGAGGCAUACGAGUCUGCUUCCUCGGUGGUCUCAUCCGUCUUCACUCCCCCCGCUGCGCUCGAAGAUAUCAUCGGAUCCGCCAACGACCAGAUCAAUUCAGCCGUGGAUGCCGUCAGCAUCCAGAUCUACGGCACCGAGAAGGGAGCCUACGAAAAGGCCACCGAGGCAGCCGGCAGCGCGUACAGCUCCGCCUCGUCCCAAGCCAGCGAAGCAGUCUACGGCACACAGACCGGUUACGCCGAGGCGGCGCAGAGCUCGUUGGCUGACGUCGCAUUCUCGGCUCAAGAGGCCAUUUCGAUCGCUAUUUAUGGCACACCCACGGGCUCCGUGGAAGCGGCUUCGGCCACUGCCGCGAACGUCUACUCUUCGGUCUCCGCCGCCGUCUCGAGCGCCGCUGAAGAGAACCUCGCAGCCGCUGGUGACCGCGCCGCCGCCGUCAGCUCGGCGGUCGGUGACGGCUACGCUGCCGCCGCGAGCCGGGUCAGCGAGGCCGUCUACGGUCCUCAGCAGGGUGCCUUGGAGAGCGCCACCAGCCGCCUGCAAGAGGUGGUCGAGAGCGCGCGCGCUCGGUUGAGAGAAUACGCGGUCGUUGCGGGAGACGGUGCGAACGAGAAGUUCGAGGAGGCGAAGAGCGUCGUCGAUGAGAUGGCGAGCAGCCUCUCCGAUAAGGAGAAGUCUGCUGCUGCCCAGGCGACGUCGAAGAGGGACGAGUUGUAG